AGACGGUUGGUGAAAUCCCUCGAAGAUCUUUGUUCUCAGUAUGACUUGACCGUCAGGAGUUCUACGGGGGACAUUAUACAGUUCAUUUAUGGUGGGGAUGGCUUAGAUCCUGCGGCCAUGGAAGGAAAAGACGAACCUUUGGAGUUCCAGCGCGUUCUGAACAACGUCAGAGCCGUGUAUCCCAGCCGAAGCGAGCCUGCGCUUAGUAAAAACGAACUGGUGCUAACCGCCGAGUCCAUCAUGAAGAAAAACGAAUUCCUUUGUUGCCAGGACAGCUUCCUGCAGGAAAUUAAAAAAUUCAUCAAAAGCAUGUCUGAAAAGAUCAAGAAAACCAGGGACAAGUAUGGGAUUAAUGACAAUGGCACAACAGAGCCCUACGUUUUAUACCAGUUGGACCGAAUCACUCCAACCCAGCUGGAAAAGUUUCUGGAGAUCUGCAGAGAGAAGUAUAUGAGGGCACAGAUGGAGCCAGGCUCUGCAGUGGGAGCGCUCUGUGCACAAAGCAUCGGGGAGCCCGGCACGCAGAUGACCCUCAAGACUUUCCAUUUUGCUGGUGUGGCCUCCAUGAACAUCACCUUAGGGGUGCCCAGGAUCAAAGAGAUCAUCAACGCCUCCAAAGCCAUCAG
This is a messenger RNA of Pseudonaja textilis, 626 nucleotides long. The record is from RefSeq and is a predicted model, not a curated record. NCBI's taxonomy places the organism in Eukaryota, Metazoa, Chordata, Lepidosauria, Squamata, Elapidae.